UGUGUAAAGAAGGCUCUGAUGUAACCAGCUACAGGGCCCUUUCUCUUCAGAGAAUUUUGUUUUACAGCUAAUCGCUGUUGGGAUGAAGCUUUAUAGUUUCGGAGUCCUUGUAGCCAUCAUCCUCUUCUGUGAGCAGCAUGUCUUCGCAUUUCAGAGUGGCCAGGUUUUAUCUGCUCUUCCUAGGACCUCUCGGCAAGCUGAAAUCCUGCAGAAUCUUACUACAACAUAUGAGAUUGUUCUCUGGCAGCCAGUAAUGGCUGAAUUUAUUGCCAAGAAAAACGAAGUCCAUUUUUUUGUGAAUGCAUCUGAUGUAAGCAAUGUGAAAACCCAUUUAAAUGAGAGCAGAAUUCCAUUCAGUGUCUUGGUGGGAGAUGUGGAAGAGCUUAUCCGACAGCAGACUUCCAACGACACAGUCAACCCCCGGGCCUCCUCCUCAUACUACGAACAGUAUCACUCGCUAAAUGAAAUCUAUUCUUGGAUAGAACUUGUAACUGGGCAGUAUCAUAUGCUUGAAAAAAUCCACAUUGGAUCCUCAUAUGAGAAGUACCCACUUUAUGUUUUAAAGGUUUCUAGAAAAGAACAAACAGCCAAAAACGCCAUAUGGAUUGACUGUGGAAUCCAUGCCAGAGAAUGGAUCUCUCCUGCUUUCUGCUUGUGGUUCAUAGGCUACGUAACUCAAUUCUACGGGAAAGAAAAGCAGUAUACCAAUCUUCUGAGCUACGUGGAUUUCUAUGUUAUGCCGCUGGUUAAUGUGGAUGGUUAUGACUACACAUGGAAAAAGAAUCGAAUGUGGAGAAAGAACCGUUCUUUUCAUGAAAACAAUCCUUGCAUCGGAACAGACCUGAACAGGAACUUUGCUUCCAAACACUGGUGUGAGGAAGGUGCAUCAAGUUUCUCGUGCUCAGAAACCUACUGUGGACCUUACCCUGAGUCGGAACCAGAAGUGAAGGCAGUGGCUGAUUUCUUGAGAAGAAAUAUCAACCACAUUAAAGCUUACAUCAGUAUACAUUCUUACUCCCAGAAGAUAGUGUUUCCAUAUUCCUAUAAUAGGAGCAGAAGCAAAGACCACGAGGAACUGUCUCUAGUGGCCCGUGAAGCAGUCCAUGCUAUUGCAAUUACUAGUAGAAAUAUCAGAUAUACACAUGGCAGUGGUUCAGAAAGUUUAUACCUAGCUCCUGGAGGUUCGGAUGACUGGAUCUAUGACUUGGGUAUCAAAUAUUCGUUUACAAUUGAACUUCGAGAUACAGGCAGAUUUGGAUUCUUGCUGCCAGAGCGUUAUAUCAAACCCACUUGUACAGAAGCUCUCGCUGCUGUCUCUAAAAUAGCUUGGCAUGUCGUCAGAAAUGUUUAAUGCCCUUGAUUUUUUCACUCUGCUCUCCUAUUUUAAUUAACUUAUUCCAAGAAGACCAAAUCAUUGUACCAGUUUCUUUUUAAGUUUUAUCAGUAGUUUUGAUAAAACGUUUUCCUAUUCCUUGGUUUUGUCAAAGAACAAAAUAAAUGAUACUUUAAAAUUAA
Messenger RNA from Ceratotherium simum simum (southern white rhinoceros), 1515 nucleotides. It is a transcript of the gene CPB2, whose product is annotated as carboxypeptidase B2. Gene Ontology annotation, molecular function: metallocarboxypeptidase activity; zinc ion binding. Gene Ontology annotation, biological process: proteolysis; fibrinolysis. NCBI's taxonomy places the organism in Eukaryota, Metazoa, Chordata, Mammalia, Perissodactyla, Rhinocerotidae. The record is from RefSeq and is a predicted model, not a curated record.